GAGGCUGCUAAGGUGCCAACUUUGCCCAUCAGGAUCUAAUCUAAAUACUCAUUCACACAUUGCUUCGGGAUCAAUUGUCAUGCUCAAUGACACAUCGAAAUGUGACCCGGAGCAGCCGGGGAUCGAACCACCGACCUUCUGACUGCUCUACCCUCUGAGCCACAGCCGCCCAACAUAGUAAACAUUAUCUGCUGCUAUGUCUUGCUAAAAACACUGCAUUAGCAUGUUUUGACCAGGUAAAUUUCACAUCAAUAUGAUCUUCCAGUUAUUAUUUUUGGUUAAUUGAAUCGGUGAAGCUUCCACCUUUUUAUGAAGGUCAAUAAUCAGCUUCACUUUAUUACCUAUCUAGGGGACAAAAAUCAGGAGUGUGUUGGCCUACACUAACUAAACUCCGCGUGUGUGUGUGUGUGUGUGUGAGAGUGUGUGUGUGCAGCCUCCAGGGGAUUUGUGUGCAUGCCUUUGGGGCGUGUGUAGUGGACAGCUUGCGGCUGGAUUGAUAGAGUGACGUCAGCGCGUCGCUACCUCUCCCGAGGGCAGGAUUAGUCUGGAGCAGCAGAGGCAGCAGCGCUCCGGUAAUCUCCCGGUAAUCAAUGGGGCACGUUCGGAACCGCCGGUACCGAGUGAUACCGAGAGGCCCACCUGAGACUGCUGACAUUUGACUCCUGCAUUUGAGGCAUGAUGGGUCGCCUCCAAACCGACGCGCCUCGGACAGCAGCCUCACCUGCUUUGCCACAGCGGAGGACAGCGGAGCUCCUCAGCGGACACUUUGCUGACAGACAGACACCUCAGAGUACUUUCACCAUGGAGGAGAGCCGGCCAGAGUAACUUCUUCCAGCAGCAGCAGCCUCCUCUACAGUAUAUCCACCACCAGCCUGUCAGAGAGGAGAGAGUGCUUCAUUCACAAUGACCCGUUAGAUUCCUGCAGCCGGUGCUUUCUCUGGAGAGCAGAUUGACCAUCUCCUAACAGCAGGAGGAGACGAGCAGAGAGGCCUUUUAUAUUGGUUUUCUUUCUUCAGUCUUCAGAUGGACCGAGUGCCCUCGGCUCUGGCCGCUAAGAUGCGCUGGAUCACGCUGCUGCUCGCCGGCUUGACUUUCUGGGGCAAAGUGACUAUUUGUAACUGUUUCGACUACGAGGAGCCAGACUAUGAUUACUAUGAAGAGGAGAGAGCGGAGACCAUUGACUACAAAGACCCGUGCAAAGCCGCUGCAUUCUGGGGCGACAUCGCUUUAGACGAGGAGGACUUGCGCAUGUUCCAGAUCGACAGGACGAUAGACCUCACACAGCACACACACAUGCACACACACUCCCGGCAGGGGCACACGUCUGGUGGCCUGGAGGAACAUGACGUUUCUAAGAAGAGAGGAUCUUUAUAUCUACUGCUUGAGAGAAUACGCAGGUUCGGCUUCGACUAUCUCCCCAAAAACUCCAGCAAGGGAGCUGCCAAUCCCAAGAGCCAAACUGGGAAAGGUGGGAAGACUGGGAACGUUGUGAAGAGCCGUUUUCCUCGAGCGGCCACAUCCCGAGCUGAGAGGAUAUGGCCUGGAGGAGUUAUUCCCUACGUCAUAGGAGGAAACUUCACUGGUAGUCAGAGGGCCAUGUUUAAGCAGGCCAUGCGUCACUGGGAGAAACAGACGUGCGUAACUUUCAUUGAGAAGACAGAUGAGGAAAGCUACAUCGUGUUCACCUACAGACCCUGCGGGUGUUGUUCCUAUGUGGGUCGUCGUGGCAACGGGCCCCAGGCUAUCUCCAUAGGCAAGAACUGCGACAAGUUUGGCAUCGUGGUGCACGAAUUGGGCCACGUCAUUGGCUUCUGGCACGAGCACACGCGGCCCGACCGUGACGAUCACGUGACCAUCAUCCGCGACAACAUCCAACCAGGCCAGGAGUAUAACUUCCUCAAGAUGGAGCCCGGGGAGGUCAACUCUCUCGGGGAGCCAUAUGAUUUUGAUAGCAUCAUGCACUACGCCAGGAACACCUUCUCACGAGGGAUGUUCCUCGACACCAUCCUUCCAUCCAGAGAUGAAAACGGGGUUCGGCCUGCUAUCGGCCAGCGGACCAGACUCAGUAAAGGAGACAUUGCACAGGCAAGGAAGCUGUAUAGAUGUCCAGCGUGCGGCGAAACGCUCCAAGAGUCAACGGGCAACUUCUCGUCUCCUGGUUACCCCAACGGGUACCCUUCGUACACACACUGUGUCUGGAGAAUAUCUGUUACACCUGGAGAAAAGAUUGUUCUUAACUUCACCACCAUGGAUCUGUAUAAAAGCAGUCUGUGUUGGUACGACUACAUCGAGGUUCGGGAUGGAUACUGGAGGAAAGCUCCGCUGCUCGGCAGGUUUUGUGGAGAUAAAGUUCCCGACGUCUUGAUCUCCACUGACAGCAGGAUGUGGAUUGAGUUCCGCAGCAGCAGCAACUGGGUGGGAAAAGGCUUCGCUGCCAUUUAUGAAGCGAUCUGUGGAGGGGAAAUCACCAAAGACUCAGGACAGAUUCAGUCUCCCAACUAUCCUGAUGACUACAGACCCUCCAAAGAGUGUGUGUGGAGGAUCACUGUGUCUGAGGGAUACAACGUCGGGCUCAGCUUCCAGGCCUUCGAGAUCGAGAGGCACGACAGCUGUGCUUACGACUACUUGGAGGUCCGAGACGGCCCCCUGGAGACGAGCCCUCUGAUUGGUCGAUUCUGUGGCUACGACAAACCUGAGGAUGUGCGCUCCACCUCACACACACUGUGGAUGAAGUUUGUCUCAGACGGGACGGUUAACAAGGCCGGCUUUGCUGCUAACUUUUUCAAAGAGGAGGAUGAGUGUGCCAAGCCAGACAAUGGUGGAUGUGAACAGAGGUGUGUAAACACUCUCGGCAGCUUCAAGUGUGCCUGUGACCCGGGGUACGAACUGGCUCCUGACAAGAAGAGCUGUGAAGCGGCAUGCGGCGGCCUCCUCUCUAAGUUGAAUGGGACCAUCAGCACUCCCGGUUGGCCUAAAGAGUACCCACCCAACAAGAACUGUGUGUGGCAGGUGGUCGCGCCCACUCAGUACCGCAUCUCCAUGCAGUUUGAGGCCUUCGAGCUGGAGGGAAAUGAGGUGUGUAAAUACGACUACGUGGAGGUACGCAGCGGCCUCUCAUCCGAUUCUAAGCUGCAUGGUAAAUACUGCGGCACCGAGGUCCCUGAGGUCAUCACCUCUCAGUAUAACAACAUGAGGAUUGAGUUUAAGUCUGACAACACCGUCUCCAAGAAAGGCUUCAAGGCUCACUUCUUCUCAGACAGCCUGGCUCUGUGUCGUAUGAUUGUGUUUGAGUCAUGCCAGGACAUAAAGCGCGGCCGCUCUCCCACCCGUGGCCAUGUCAACAACAAGCUGGCAACCUCAUCAAAGGUCAGAGACAAAGAUGAGUGCAGCAAGGACAACGGCGGCUGCCAGCACGAGUGCAUCAACACAGUGGGCUCUUACGUUUGUCAGUGUCGCCAUGGCUUUGUACUGCAUGAGAACAAACAUGACUGUAAGGAAGCUGAGUGUGAGCAUAAGAUCCACAGCCCCAGUGGGACCCUGAGCAGCCCGAACUGGCCAGACAAGUAUCCCAGCCGUAAGGAGUGCACCUGGGACAUCACGGCCACGCCAGGACACCGAGUCAAGAUAGCCUUCAAUGAGUUUGAGAUCGAGCAGCAUCAGGAAUGUGCAUAUGACCAUCUGGAGGCCUUUGACGGGGACAGCGACACGGCAGCCAUCUUGGGUCGAUUGUGUGGCAGCAAGAUCCCCGAGCAGCUGGUCUCCACCGGCAACAAGAUGUACCUCCGCUUCAUUUCUGACGCCUCAGUGCAAAGAAAGGGCUUCCAAGCUACACACUCCACAGAGUGUGGAGGUCGUCUGAAGGCAGAAGUUCGUCAGAAGAACCUCUACUCUCACUCUCAGUUUGGAGACAACAAUUAUCCGGGUCACACUGACUGCGAGUGGCUGCUGACGGCCGAACAGGGCUACGGCAUCGAGCUGAGCUUCAUCACGUUUGAGGUAGAGGAGGAAGCUGACUGUGGUUAUGACUACAUCGAGCUGUACAACGGGUACGACGCCAACUCACAUCGACUCGGACGCUUCUGCGGUUCAGGGCCCAGGGAGGGGAUCUACUCGCCCGGAGGCGCCAUGCUGAUCCGUUUCCAUAGCGACGACACAAUCAGCAAGAAGGGCUUCCACAUCCGCUACACGAGCACCAAGUUCCAGGAGAGCCUUCACACCAGGAAAUGACCUCACACGCAGCCCGUGACCUCUGACCUCUGUCACCCUGACCUUCACCACGGCAACGAGAAAAGUACAGCCUGUCCCCUCUUCUCGGACCCAGCAGACAAGAUGCGGACGUUUGUGGACGUUCGCCAGCCGUGGGAGGAAGACGACACUUUACGUGAACAUUAGUCUCCCUCUGUGGCUCCACGCAGGUCAUCGCACUCUGAGAUGAGACAAUGAGACAUCAACAUGAGCCGUUUCUGUGGAGGAGAUGGUUUUCAUUACUGCACAUCAAGCUGCCCUCAGUGUGGAUACUCACGGUUGCAACAACAAAAGAGUACAAACACACAUAAACACACUAGAUUCAUAUUCAGAAUUAUAAACUACGGAUGCUUGAGGAACUAAGGAGCUUCUACCUAAAGACAAUGCAUCCAACAGGGGAGUCUUUUCUGACUCCUUAGACUGUGACUUACUGUGACAGCUGCUCAUAAACACAGUAACUGAGAGGGAACUCUAAAUAGACAUUUCUAUUGCCUUUGAUGCCUGGGAACUGGUCUCUUCAACCCAGCUCAGAAUGGCUGCAGAUGAUUUUAUUUCACGUCUUAUUGUAAAACCCAUUGUGUUUACUGUAUGUGUGUCUAUGUGUACAGAGAAAAAGAACAGACAGGAGGCUGAAGUCCGUCAUUUUGCUUAAAGCUUAUGCAGACGACCAUCGUGGAAUGGGAAAAAAAAAUAAAUGAAAAAAUGCAAAUGGAGAAUUUCCAAAUGAUGUUAAUGUUAAGCCUUGCAUUAUGUUGUAUGUGUGUCCAUGCUGUUUUUUUUUUGAGUUUGCACCAUCUUGUAACAAACUCUCAUGGAUGUUAUACAGUUUCCACCUCACCCCAAAAAUAAAAAAGUGGAUAUCUGAAGGGAAUAUUUUCACAGCUGUCUCUCAGAGUGACACGAUUCUGAUUGAAGGAGAGAUUCCCAUGGUGCUAAAAAUAAAAAUACACUGAAUGACUGAAUGGAAGUAAAGGUUUUCAAUAGGAGACACAGUCAGCGUGGAAACAGCACACUGCAUCAACAGCACUAGUCCUGUGGAACUACAACAUUGCCUUAGAACCAAAAUGUAUGCUGUCGGAGGUCGCUCCUGUGCUCUUGUGUCAGCGGCGUGUUUUAAAGGUUUUUUGGCAGCGUAUUUCAUUUGUUUGGAGAUCUCGAAUGGUUUUAUUGUGAAAAAAAAAACAUGGGAAAUGUAGUCUGUGUGUGAGAUAGAGUGUCAAUGGUGCAUGUGUGUUUGUGUGUCAUUUUUGUAGCUGCUCUCAGAGAUACAUACACACAUGCUUACAAAUACACGAAUACACAAAAACUCAUUUAUGUGCAUUUUCCCCGAACAUCUGAACACACACUUCCCCUUCUGUAUAUUUGGAGCGUGGAGAGCAAAGUGCUGUAAAGUUGAAGGAAUAUCAAGGUGCAUACAGGUUGCAUCGUUUGUUGUGUUAAAUGCAAAUGUGUAAGUGUGUGUUAUAGGAGAUUAUAGAGAAAUAAUGUGUGUGUAUGUCUGUAAACUGUAUGUUUUUAAGUUGAAUCAUUCAUUGCUGUACGUGCCAAGCUCCAGGUGACCCUGAUCCACUGUAGUUUUUGUUUUAUCAGUCCACCUCUGUGUCUGUAGCUCAGAGACACUGACAUGACGUCCUCUGCAUCAGUCAUUAAAAUACACACAGGUAAAAACUA
This is a messenger RNA of Sebastes umbrosus (honeycomb rockfish), 5916 nucleotides long. RefSeq names its product tolloid-like 1 (gene tll1). Gene Ontology annotation, biological process: proteolysis. Gene Ontology annotation, molecular function: metalloendopeptidase activity; zinc ion binding; calcium ion binding. Lineage: Eukaryota; Metazoa; Chordata; Actinopteri; Perciformes; Sebastidae. The record is from RefSeq and is a predicted model, not a curated record. The transcript has 23 exons. Bases 1024 to 4227 code for a protein of 1067 amino acids.